Messenger RNA from Amphibalanus amphitrite, 4208 nucleotides. Its product is annotated as rho GTPase-activating protein 39-like. The record is from RefSeq and is a predicted model, not a curated record. Gene Ontology annotation, cellular component: cytoplasm; cytoskeleton. Gene Ontology annotation, biological process: signal transduction. Gene Ontology annotation, molecular function: GTPase activator activity; protein binding. NCBI's taxonomy places the organism in Eukaryota, Metazoa, Arthropoda, Thecostraca, Balanomorpha, Balanidae. The transcript is spliced from 14 exons. The coding region runs from base 490 to 3669 and encodes 1059 amino acids.
CAGCUGGUGACGCGCGGCGCGAGCGGAGGUGCCGCACCGGGUGCGUCCACGGCACCAGAAUAGCCCGUCUUCGCCGCGUGUGGUGAGCGGCGGGGUGUGUGACAGACUGGCGCGGCGGACCAGGACCGAGGGCGGCGGCCCCGGCCCCGCUCGGAUCGCCAGUGGAGAGCGUGCGUCAGACGGGACUGGGUCGGCCCGCAGUGCCGCCGCUGCCACCGACCGCGCUGUGGGACCGUGCGGGGCGCGGCGUGGUGCAGCCGGCACCACUGCUGUGAUGGUAAAACUGUAGCUGGCCUCCCGAUAUGGCCAGCUAGGAGCGGCAGAGGACCGGUCAACUGGCUGUGUUUGCGCCCGGUAUCGACCCUGGCCGCGAGUGUCGCACCGCCCGCGGAGACGGACGUCGGCAGGGCGACUCAGCAUCCGCGUGCAGCGGUGUACGGCGCCGCUGAGAAGAGACUCUCCGUUCGUCAGUCGGCGGGCGCUGCUGGCAUGGGGAGAACCGAGAUGGAGUGGGUGGAGAUCAUCGAACCGCGCACGCGGGAGCACAUGUACGCCAACCUGAUCACGGGCGAGUGCCUGUGGGAGCCUCCUGACGGCGUGCCAGUGAAGCGGACCAGUGACAACCAGUGGUGGGAGCUGCUGGACCAGAACACAUCACGCUUCUACUACUACAACGCCGCCAGCCAGAAGACGGUGUGGCACAAGCCGACCAACUGCGAUAUCAUCCCGCUGGCCAAACUGCAGACGCUGAAGCAGAACACGGAGGCAGAGGAUGAGGACGGUCGGUCGCGGCGCAGCGACGGCUCCCAGACGGCCAGGAAUAACUCGGCUCAGAAGUCGCGCUCCAUGGCCACUAUCCAGACCCAGACGUCGCCGUCGUCGUCGCCGCGGGGCCGUCGGCACCGGCACCAUCACCACCGGCACCAUUGCGGCUCGGAGGGCGGUCAGCCGCCGCCGGCCCGCUCCUCCCGCACCAAGGACGCGUCGUCUCGCCACUCGGCCGUGUCAGACGGCGCCGGCAGCCAGACGGACUGCUCCCAGCGCAGCUGCCGCUGCAGGCCCGCCUAUGCCACCCUCGAGUCGCCCACCAAGCCGAUGCCGCUGCCGGCCGGCCGCAGCGGCGGCGGCGAGCGCCGCUCCUGCCGGCCCGCCCCAGCCGCGCUCACCAAACAGCGCAGCUUCGAGUGCGAGCGACCGGCGCACGGCACGACCGGCAGCGCCGGCUCCGGCUCCGGCAGCGGUAUGCCGCUGGAGCGCGCCCGCGACACGCCCCUCUCGCGCAGCUACAGCUUCAUGCAGCGCCGCGACCGGGCUGUCGACGACGACGCCAUGCACGAGCGGUUCCUGCUGGGCGGUCUGCGCAGCGUCGAGUCGACGCCGCAGCCGCGCCGCCGCUGGGAGCCGCCGCCGCCGGCCGGCCGCGACGCCAGCGCCGGCGUCGACUCGCUCUGCACGCCGCUGAUGAACCGCAAGCCGGGCGGCGGCCGGCCGCGCUUCCAGCUGGACGUGCUGCGCUCGGCGGGCGCCGACAGCGACUCGAGCGGCAGCCCGCCGUCGCCGCAGCGGCCGCUGUUCUCGCCGGGCCGACGCGCCGGCCGCACCUCGGCCGACAGCUCGCCGCACUCGCAGUUCGACUCGGGCGUGGUGUCGACGUCGACGACGGCGGGCAGCCAGCGGUCGGCGGGCCGCGACGCCGCCCGGCCGGCCGCCGACGAGCCCAAGCCAGUGAUCGUGCACGGCGUGACGGCGCGGCCGGAGGAGGCGGCGCCGCGCUCCGGCGCCGCCGACUACUUCUUCGACCCGGCCACGCAGGCCAACCUCAUACCGCUGCACCAGUACAUUCUGGAGCAGGCCAAACUCUCAGGGUACCGUUUCGGUGACACACUCCAGGAUGACCGCGACAGCUGGCGCAGCGAGGACUCGGGUCCGGCGGACGACUCAGACGAGUUUGCUGACGACGAGGGGGUCAGCAACGCCGACUCGUCCGGUCUGGACGACUAUCUGGAGGAGGACGACCGCUACCAGAACUUCAUUCUGCCGCCGCACCUCCGCAACCGGCAGAAACUCAACGGUCGGUCCGAGUCGGACCUGGUGGACGGUGUUGUCGGCGGGGGCGGCACGCUGCCCCGGCUGCCGGCCGCCUCCCCCGGCCCGCCGCCGUACGCCCCCGUCUCCCGGCACGCCUCUCUGAACCGCGGUGGCGGCGGCGGCGGCGGGGGCGGCCGGGGCUCGCUGCCGCCGCCGCCGCUGCCGCUCGUCACCUCCCUGUACUCGCCGAUCGCCGAGCGGACCGGCCCUGCGCCGCCGCCGCCGCACCUGUUUGGAGCCGAGCCGCCGCCGCCGCCGGCCACCGGCAUGCUGAGUAGACUGGCACAGACGUCGCAGUCGUCGCUGGCCAGCAGCUCUGCCAGCACCCUGCCGGACCGGUGCUCUUUGCCCGGCCCCGGUCCCGCCGGAGACACCAGCGACAUCGAAAAGUACGCCAAGGAUAACCUGAACCUGCACAAACGCGGCAUCUUCCGCAAGAAGAACACCGUGCGCGAUAUGCUGUCCUGGUCAAAGGACCCCAUCAGCCAGCCGAUGAUCUGCACACUCGACAAGGCGCUGAAGAAGGACGCCUGCGAGGUCUACAAGCUGAUCCAGAUCUACAUGGGCGACCGCAAGGCCAAGCCGGGCAUGACGCUCAACAGCGUGGGUGCCGAGCUGGCCGGUCUGGGCUGGAGCAAGCCCGGCCUGCGGGACGAGAUCUACGUGCAGGUGUGCCGUCAGACCACUGAGAACCCGCGGCGCGACAGCCUGCGCCGCGGCUGGGAGCUGCUCGCCAUCUGUCUGCAGUUCUUCCCGCCGUCGGACAAGUUCGCCAGCUUCCUUGAGGGCUACAUCGCGCGCCACCGUGACCCGGCCAUCGAGCACCCGGAGCUGGCCAAGUGGCCCGUGCACUCACUGAUACAAGUGCAGAUAUCGCACUACGCCAAAAUAUGCUGCCAAAGACUUGAGCGGAACCUGGGUAAGCGGAAUAACCGGAAGCCAAGUCUGGAAGAGAUCGACUUAGCUCGGUUCCAGAUAUUCCGCUGCAGUAUGUACGGCAGCACUCUACAGGAGGUGAUGGGCAUCCAGCGGGACCGGUUCCCCCACCGGCGCCUUCCCUGGAUCAUCACUACUCUCACAGAAGAGGUGUUGCGACUGCAGGGCGCCCAAACCGAGGGCAUCUUCAGAGUGCCGGCCGACGCCGAGGAGGUGCUCAACAUGAAGCUGCGCACCGACCAGUGGGAGGUACCGGAGAGCUCUGACUGUCACGUGCCGGCGUCGUUGCUCAAACAGUGGUACCGCGAGCUCUGGGAGCCGCUCAUCCCCGAUCGGCUGUACGCCAGCUGCAUCGACAGCUGCUCGGAGCCGCGCCAGCUGCUGGAGCUGGUGCAGCAGCUGCCCGACAUCAACCGGCUGGUGCUCACGUACCUGGUCCGAUUCCUGCAGCUGUUCAGCCAGCCGGACGUGGUGCAGCAGACCAAGAUGGACGCCAGCAACCUGGCCAUGGUGUUCGCGCCCAAUGUGCUGCGCUGCCGCUCGCUCGAGUCGCACGUGGUGCUCGAGAACGCGCGCAAGGCCAUGGCCGUGAUGAAGACGCUCAUCCAGCACAUGGACACAAAGUGUAUGGAGGGCGUGGUCUGAGGCGGCGGCGGCUCGGCCAGCCGCUCCAGUCGGGCGCACACCAAAGAUGGGACGGGAGUCGGGGAGGGGACACCUAGUCACGAGGGCGGCCGUCGCCGGCAGCUGAGGCGCAGCUGGACGAAGGGGCGCGGACCGGGGCCCCGCCGGGUGGUGUCCAGACCCGCACUGCGGCCGCCACGAGCGAUCUUCAUUUUCUAUGCGAGUUGCGACAAUCGAGUGAUGUUUGAGCGCUCUGCUCGACGGCGGGCGGCACGGCGCGGCGAGUGUGGCGCGGUGCGCGCGCGAGUCAGGCCUGUUUCUCCGCAGCUGUUGACUGUACCUACACUCUCACGUUUCGUCGGGCCGUCAGCUGGCCCGUCGUGCUGCAGCUGAGGCCGCGGAUGGCCCGCUUACCAUGUGUAGCUGUUCAUUAUGCCAGUGUUUAUUUAUUAUAUAUACGUCUAUCAUAUCGGCGCGAUGUUGCGUUAUUCGAGUCGGUGCCGUCUUCAUAUGUGUUCAUAUGUGUUCCUCGGUCGCCGCCAAUACACUUUAGCAGCUGA